Messenger RNA from Suncus etruscus (white-toothed pygmy shrew), 398 nucleotides. RefSeq names its product NADH:ubiquinone oxidoreductase subunit B3 (gene NDUFB3). The record is from RefSeq and is a predicted model, not a curated record. Bases 88 to 396 code for a protein of 102 amino acids. NCBI's taxonomy places the organism in Eukaryota, Metazoa, Chordata, Mammalia, Eulipotyphla, Soricidae. Gene Ontology annotation, biological process: electron transport chain; mitochondrial respiratory chain complex I assembly. The transcript has 3 exons. Gene Ontology annotation, cellular component: mitochondrion.
GCAACUUCCGCUUCCGGUUGGCUCUGGCUGCAGGUUUGAGUGUUUGAGUUUGUCCUACAUAAGAGGUCAGGUUGCUUGCUGGCAGACAUGGCACCUGGGCACGGACAUGAAAGUGGACAUGGGCAUGGGCAUGGUAAGCUGGAGCUUCCAGACUACAGACAGUGGAAAAUAGAAGGGACACCACUAGAGAACAUCCAGGAGAGGCUUGCGGCACGAGGACUCAGGGACCCGUGGGCCCGCAAUGAAGCUUGGAGAUACAUGGGUGGCUUUGCCCACAAUGUAUCCUUCGUUGGUGCAAUAUUAAAAGGAUUCAAAUGGGGAUUUGCUGCAUUUGUGGUAGCUGUAGGAGCUGAAUAUAUGUGGGAGUCUCAAAAUAAAGACAAGACUCAUCACUGAAG